GACGUAGAUAAAAUCACACUGCGCAAACUUUUGAGUCUUCAGUCAGGCGUGAUAAUACGCGUAGCCUUCAUGUACCCGAUUUGAACAGUCCGUGAGAGAGAGAGAGAGAGAGAAGAAAAAAAUCCUUUGUUGUCAGUUAUUUGCUAGACCUGUAGGCUACAUAUGUUCCAAAUGUCCGUGUUACGGGUUUGAUCACUUAUUAAGAAUUGGCCUUUCGACGCUUUACUUCAAACAGUGAAGACUAGCACCAUCGGAAAUAUGUGGAUCGAUGUUCCCAACUUCUGUCAAGAAAGCAGGUCCAAGCAAACUCUUGUGAUUAUAAUUUGUCUCGGCUUCGUAUCGUCCGUUUGGUGGAUGUCCUCGACGGUAAAUAUAUCAAAUGUAAUGCAAGGAUUUGUCCAAACCACCUGGCAACGGUCCAACAAUAUUUUAGCCACAAAAUCAGAAUCUUUCCUAGUCACUGUUAACUAUACUGACAAAAGUCUAUUCAAACGGCCACCUUUGAACAAAGGACCAAGAGUCAGAAAACUAAUUUUACUGAAAAACAACCCAUCGUGGCCUUGGUACCCGAUGGCGGUAAAACAACUUGAAUCAUGUUCAGCCAAUUGCUCCAUCGUAACCUCUGGCAACAACCUGAGCGCUUUUGAUGCCGUUAUAUUCUACGCAGUGGGUCAUAAAGAAGCGGUUCCACCCAGAAAGACUUCAGGCCAAGUGUGGAUUUAUUUUAUAAAAGAGUGUCCACACUACAGUGCGGACUCUAACUUUAACAAGCCAGAAUGGAGAAACAAGAUCAAUUGGACCAUGACGUACAGAUCAGACUCUGACAUCAGGUAUCCGUAUGGACGUAUAUAUAAAAGAGAAAAACCAAGACAGUUUGAUUUUUUAGGAUUAGCGAGAAACAAAACGAAACUGGCAGCGUGGUUUGUGAGCAACUGCAGGACGCCAAGCCAACGCGAGCGAUACGUCCAGGAGAUGAAGAAGACGAUGGUGGUGAACGUUUACGGGGAUUGUGGCGAUACAAAAUGUGGUGUUAGAAAUAGUGAUGACGGCUGUAAAAAGAUGCUGUCACGGGAAUACAAAUUCUAUCUAUCAUUUGAAAACAGUUUGUGUCAUGACUACAUUACGGAAAAGGCCUUUCUUUACAUGGGGGCAGACAUUGUGCCCGUGGUAAGAGGAGGUGCGAAUUACAGUAAAUUUUUACCUCCCAAUUCGUUCAUCAAUACAGCGGAUUUCAAGAGUCCCAAGCACCUUGCUGAAUAUCUUCUCUACCUGGACAAAAAUCACACGGCUUAUGUAGAAUAUUUCCAGUGGAAGAAUCAUUACUAUUCGAAAAGAACUAGGAUUGGUGUUUGUGAACUGUGCCAAAAGUUGUUCAAUGCUACAAGGUACGCCAAUCUUUACGAGGAUGUUUAUUCUUGGUGGCAUAAAGGUACUUGCUUCUCUCCAAAAGAUUUGGAUUCAGAAACAAAAUCAGGAAACAAGAAGAUGAAAGUGUAAUUAAAUUUGUAUUAAAAGUAUAUCAGCUG
Gigantopelta aegis is the source of this 1526-nucleotide messenger RNA. RefSeq names its product alpha-(1,3)-fucosyltransferase C-like. Gene Ontology annotation, molecular function: alpha-(1->3)-fucosyltransferase activity. The record is from RefSeq and is a predicted model, not a curated record. Gene Ontology annotation, cellular component: membrane. Lineage: Eukaryota; Metazoa; Mollusca; Gastropoda; Neomphalida; Peltospiridae. The coding region runs from base 259 to 1497 and encodes 412 amino acids. The transcript is spliced from 2 exons.